ACUGCACCUAGGUACCCUUCCUCGAAAGCUUUCAAUCCAACAUUCUUCUGCAUCUCAGCGUCCUGCCCGCAAGGAAGAAUGGCCAGCACAUUCGAUGUCGCGAAAGCGCGCGAGCGCUUCCCCGCACUGAAACAGGAUCAAGUGUUCCUCGAUAACGCGGGAGGAAGCCAGGCGCUUGGAGAUGUGAUCGACUCGAUUACACAAUACCUCUCCAAGACGAACGUUCAGCUCGGCGCGUCGUACCACACCGGACAGAUCUCGAAUACCAAGUACGAGGAAGGCUACCAAGCCGCCGCGAAAUACAUGAACGCCGGGCGUGACGAGAUAGUCCUCGGCGGCUCCACGACCCAACUCUUCAUGAACCUCGCCGGCGCUCUGCAGUUCAACGAAGGCGACGAGAUCAUCCUGUCAAAAAUGGAGCACGAAACCAACGUCAAGCCCUGGCUCUUCAUGGCCGAGCGCCUCAAGCUGAAGGUCAAAUGGUGGGUCUCCGAGAAACCGGAGCUCAAGCUCACGCCUGAGAACUUGAAGCCCUUGCUCUCACCGAAAGUGAAGUUCGUGGCGUGUACGCACGUGAGCAACAUCUUGGGCACGAUCCAUGAUGUGAGGGCGAUUGCGGAUGCGGUGCAUGAAGCGGGCGCGUUGCUAUGUGUGGAUGGCGUGAGUUUUGCACCGCAUAGAGCCGUGGACGUGAAAGCUUUCGGCGUGGACUUCUAUGCGUUUUCGUGGUACAAGGUAUACGGCCCGCACAUCUCGGUUCUCUACGCCAGCGCCUCCGCCCAGCACCACGUCAAGCCCCUGCCGCACUACUUCAACCCGACCAAAACGCUCGAAGACAAACUCGGCUUCGCGGCCUCAAACUACGAGUGCACGCAGUCCAUCCCGCAGAUAACAUCCUAUCUCACGCCCAUCCUGCCCGCAAUCGCAGCGCACGAAGGCAAGCUGCAAGCCAUUAUUCUCGACUUCCUGAACGCGCGGGACGACAUCACUGUGCAUGGCUCUACGUCUUCCGACCCAGCGGUUAGGGUGCCGACGAUCUCGUUCACGGUAAAGGGCAUGGGGAGUAAGAAGCUCGUCGAGGAGGCGGAGAAGAUAAGCAACUUUGGGUUUCGAUGGGGCCAUUUCUACUCGAAGAGGUUGUGCGAUGAGGUGUUGGGGUUGGAGCCGGAGGCUGUGGCGAGAGUAAGCAUGGUGCAUUAUAAUACGGAGGAAGAGAUCCGAGGGUUGGUGGAAGUGCUGAAGAAAGUGCUUUCUUGAGAGGAUGACCUAAGAGGGUCGGAGCAGUCCAUGGCGCCCGGGGUUAGUUCCAUACCGCUGGUUUUGACACUUGCAAAGUUGGCGCCGCCUGAGCAGUUCCCGGAUUAGGAAGUCCAAUUGCAUCACGUGAUCGAACAUGUGGAGUUGUUUCCAACGCCUGAAGCUCAGGCAUCCAACGCUUAAACAGCACAGUCAUCUC
This is a messenger RNA of Trematosphaeria pertusa, 1456 nucleotides long. Its product is annotated as aminotransferas-like protein. The coding region runs from base 79 to 1257 and encodes 392 amino acids. NCBI's taxonomy places the organism in Eukaryota, Fungi, Ascomycota, Dothideomycetes, Pleosporales, Trematosphaeriaceae. The transcript is spliced from 4 exons. The record is from RefSeq and is a predicted model, not a curated record.